UCAGAGUGGCGUGUUGUUUUGUGCUGGAUUUUGAAUCUAAUUGAAGCUCUUGGCAUAAUGACCGGCGGAAUACUUGCGGGAAAGGUGGCAUUGGUCACAGGCGCCGGAUCUGGUAUUGGGCGUGCCACCUGCCGUCUGCUGGCCCGCGAUGGUGCCAAGGUAAUCGCCGCCGAUCGCAAUUUGCAGUCUGCCCAAGAGACAGCCAAGGAGCUGGGAGCAGGACGAUCUGCGGCUCUGGAGGUGGAUGUCUCCUCCGCCAAGAGUGUCCAGGGAGCCGUUACCGAGGCGCUGCUGAAGUUUGAUCAGGCCCCCAGCAUCGUGGUCAACUCGGCGGGCAUAACACGGGACGGCUACCUGUUGAAGAUGCCGGAAAGGGACUUCGACGACGUGUACAGCGUCAACUUGAAGGGCACUUUUUUCGUCACCCAAUACUUUGCCAAGGCCAUGAUCGAACAGCAGCUGGAGGGCGGCAGCAUUGUUAACCUCUCGAGCAUUGUGGCUCGCAUGAACAACGUGGGACAGGCCAACUAUGCGGCCACCAAGGCUGGAGUGAUCUCCUUCACGGAGGUGGCGUCCAAGGAGUUCGGCAAGUUCGGCAUCCGCGUCAACUGCAUCCUUCCCGGCUACAUUGACACACCCAUGGUGGCCGUAGUUCCGGAGCCGAUCAAGCAGGAGGUGGUACAGCGCUGUCCGCUCGGGCGCAUGGGCAGGCCUGAGGAAAUCGCUGAGGUUAUUGCCUUUUUGGCCUCCCAGAAGGCAGCCUAUGUCAAUGGCGCAGCCAUUGAGGUCACUGGCGGCCUCAAGUGA
Drosophila persimilis is the source of this 807-nucleotide messenger RNA. RefSeq names its product estradiol 17-beta-dehydrogenase 8. Gene Ontology annotation, molecular function: oxidoreductase activity, acting on the CH-OH group of donors, NAD or NADP as acceptor. Lineage: Eukaryota; Metazoa; Arthropoda; Insecta; Diptera; Drosophilidae. The transcript has 2 exons. The coding region runs from base 58 to 807 and encodes 249 amino acids. The record is from RefSeq and is a predicted model, not a curated record.